Cygnus atratus (black swan) is the source of this 4555-nucleotide messenger RNA. It is a transcript of the gene SEC22C, whose product is annotated as SEC22 homolog C, vesicle trafficking protein. Bases 202 to 1116 code for a protein of 304 amino acids. Lineage: Eukaryota; Metazoa; Chordata; Aves; Anseriformes; Anatidae. The transcript has 8 exons. Gene Ontology annotation, biological process: endoplasmic reticulum to Golgi vesicle-mediated transport. The record is from RefSeq and is a predicted model, not a curated record.
GCUCCCGUCGUGCCCCGCGCCGCGGCCGCUCUGGCCGCCGCCUCUGUGGGCGGAAAGGAGCGGGGCGGCCGGGGGAAGAGACGACUGGAGCUGUGUUAGUCCUCUAACAUCUGGUGCUGACUACUCGUGGUAUGUCCGAAGGACAGAUCUCUUGUGUGAUGUGAAUGUACCAGGUUGUCCUCAUGAGUACUCCAGCGGAGAAUGUCCAUGAUCUUCUUUGCCUGCGUGGUGCGGGUGAGGGACGGGCUUCCCCUCUCAGCCUCCACAGAUUUUCAUUUCGACCAGGACUUCCUGGAAUGCAGGAGAAGAUUAAAGGCGUUGUCCUCGAUUCUGGCCCAGUAUCCAAGUCGAGGCACGGCAAAAGGACGUGACCUUAGCAUCCAUUUCCUUUCUUCUGGGGAUAUUGCCUGCAUGGCGAUCUGUUCCAGCAAUUACUCAACCAUCAUGGCGUUUUGCUUCCUGGAAGAGCUUCAGUGGGAAUUUGCUGCUUCCUAUGAUACAACGAGCAUCAGUUUAGCUUCCAGACCAUAUGCUUUUCUGGAAUUUGAUAACGUCAUUCAGAAAGUGAAAUGGCAUUUUAACUGUGCGAGCGGCUCUCAAGCGAAGGUCAACUGGGAGAAGGUUGAGGAGGAGCUGAAGUUCCAGCCCCCGGUUGAGCUGAAGCUGGAGGACGCGGAGCUGAUGAACGGGAUGGCUAACGGUGGGCACGCAGAAGUUCAUGUGGAGGUUGUCCCUACUUACAGAAUGCAACGUGUGACUCCCCUGGGGAUCCUGUCCCUUGUUCUGAACAUCAUGUGUGGGGCUUUGAAUCUCAUUCGAGGAGUUCACCUAGCAGAGCAUUCAUUUCAGGAGGACCAUGAAGUAAUUGGAAAUGUGAUAGCUUUUUUUCUACCUUUUCUAGCCUGUGUUUUUCAGUGUUACUUGUACCUAUUCUACAGCUCGACGAGGAAAGUGAAGACAUUUAUACUCUUUUUCUCUGUCUGUUUAUGCAACGUUUACUUGUACGGAUUACGGAACGUCUGGCAAAUAGCCUUUCACAUAGGAGUGGCAUCUCUGUCUUCCUACCAGAUACUGACAAGGCAACUCAUGGAGAAACAGCCUGACUAUGGAGUAUGAAAAAGACUUUGGGUUUGCUAUUCUGUUUUUACAGCUCAUUUUUUUGUAUUAAAACGGGCAAAAAUAGCUUGGAGUAUUUUUAAAGAUUUGUGACAGUGGUUAUUGCGAGGAGGGUGUCUCAAAGCAACCUGAAACGAAGUAGGAUCCUGUAGUAAUGUCAAACACACAGUGAAGAAUUUGGCUGUAUUCAACAUGGCAUGUGGUGAUUGUGCAUGGUAGAUUUUGUUAGGUGUCGUCAGCGGAUGGAGGUUCACCUUAAAACAGGCUCUUACUCCUUGACUGCUACCACCUAGGCAGCAUUUUGCCAUUUGUCUUACUGGCUCUGUAACAGUUUGGCAGGUCGAUGUCUUGGCGUGGAAAUGCUUCUGAAAAGACUAAAAUUGUAUUGUAAAGUGGUGGGUAACACUUCUGGCUGUAGACUCUUGGUAAGUGUAAGUAAAGGAGUAGUUUGCCGUAGUUAGGUGAGUUCAUUAUCAAUGGGAAAAAAAAUGUUAGGAUGAGGUUCAGGAUAUUUUUUCUGGGUUUUCAAUGAAAGGAAAAGGCUGUGGCUGCUUUAAAAACCGUACAGGUUUUAAAUAUUUCCUGGCUAUACAGCGCAUUUUAGUUAAGUACGUGCUUGUUGGUUAAUUACAAAUAUGCUUGGGGCAGCAUAAAAUAAACCAAGGGGAUAUUAGUGACCUUUCAGCUCAGGUGGCCUUUAUUUCCCCGGUUAAGGUCACUGUUACUGUAAGGGCAGUUCCGUGUUUGCUUGGUCUGUACAGAUAAUAAAUCUCCCAAGCCUACUUACGACAGGCCACUGACUCCUUCACCUUUAGAAAAACGAAUAGCAGGUGAGUGGAAAGCCACCUCCAGUAAUGGAGAGCAAGAGCAGGUUCUCUUUAUUAUAUAAAACACCUUUAGUUAAUGGUGUUGAGUUCUUACCCUAAGAAGAAUUUAUGAGUGUGCACUUUUGAAUAUGGUACUUAGGAGCUGAGUUUCUUAACCUCUGCUGCACUGGGUAUUCUUGUAAGUGAUAUACCGAGGUGCAUAUGGGCAUUUUAGCACGUAUACGAAUACUUCAGGCUGCCUGUGUUGAAAAAAUGCAUAGCAUUUUGAUGCAGCUGUCCCUGAAGGAUUGUAAAGACUCAAACUGAGAUGAUGUAGGGAACUGUAGGUGUGUUAUUGUCCCAGUAAGGUCCUAGAUUUCUUUAUUUUUUUAUUUUUUCUGGUGACCCCAUUUCCUUCACCAACAGUCUCUCACCAAAGACUUAUUUUUCGCUUGCGUAGUCUCUACCUCUAGUGGUUGCAAAGAGCUUAACACGAUGCAGAGUUCUUUCUGAGUUUGCAGAAAUGCUUAACAAAAUUAUUUCCUUGCAUCUCGGUACAUUUUCCUGAAAUCUCAAGAUACAAAUGUUGCAAGUUUCAGUGGACUGCUAGAGUAGAAACACGUGGCGCUGUACCUUGGAAGCACUUUUGGGAUGCAUCUGACAGCAACCUGCAGCCCGUUAUAACCUGAACAGUUUCUAGGACAUCCAGAGACUUGGUUCCAGAGCUUUUUCCAGUAAUAAAAUAGAGGCAUUUCUCUUCCACCUCAUGCUAGCUCACUUACUGUAACAAUUAUGCAGUGAGGUCCUUUAAACCGUGAGGAAUAGCCUAGUGGAAGUGAUGGAGGAAUGUUUUAGCCAGCCAGUUAUGAAAACAGCUAGAGCUCUGUGCCACAAGGUAAUGCUAUUCCGUUCUAGGGGAGUGGAUUAAAAUGGAUUGCCUGUCAUUCACUCUGGCACAAAACUGGCGGUAGGUGGAUGAAUGAAGCCAGGACUCGACCAUUCUCGUUAAGGCACCCAGAUGACCCCACAGAUAUGGGAGUUUGAGUGCUGUCGAGCUUUAAGUUUCCGUACAGUUCAGUCCCCGUUUUACUUGUCAAGGUUCUCUUUCUGUGUGAUUGGAGGCUGCAGGAAAUUAAGCCGUGACGUUGGGUUACAAGUAAGAAAAAACAAAACAACAAAACUAAAUGCACAAACAACCCCCCUACAAAAAAAUACUUAAAAACAACCUGAGAAGUCUCUUACUGGAAACUAACCCUUUGAUAAGGAUGCUGGGUUACCUGGGGUGUAAUCAGCCCAUGGCUUAUCACGGGAAUCUCAUCCCCUGGAGAAAGGAUGAGGCACUUUGUCCUACAAAAGCUGGAAAAAGGGACCGCAGCGGUGCCAUCCAACUCCCCAUCCCCACCCUUUCAGCCUCCUACAGAUGAGAGAAUCCUAAAGAGCUUUACUGGUUCUCCGCGGGCUUGCAGAAAGCCGGUCUGCCAUAGCUUCAGGCACACAGAGCAUUGACAGCAGGGGGCCAGUGAACCACGAUGCGCUUUGUGUUCCUCAGCCUUUUAUUUAGCUGAUGGGAAGAAAGCGUAAUGGUCCUGAUGCUUCCCGAGCAUCCGACUGCUUUAUCCUAAAGCAAACACCUCUCUGUGCCAGGUGAUGUGAGCAGCAGCUCCGCAAUGCGAGCGGUACAGCAAGGUGUUUAAAUAGCUCGUGUAAUUAACAUCAUUGGAGUUGAUAAAGAUUAAAAUCAGCUUUUGUUCAAUGCUUUCUUUUUUCCUGAGAAUGCUUUGUUCAACAAACUCCGUUGGUACAAUUCUGCCUUCAUGUAAUUUUUUUGGCUUUGUGGAUUAGGCAGAGGAUGCAACGAGGUCUCUUCUGCUCACGGACAAAGCUCCGGUUUGCUGUUUGCUUCAUCCCUUUGCAACCUUUUCUUUUCUGUAAUAUGUGCAACCUGUGCUAAGGAGUCGGUGUGGAUUAAUCUGCGUGCAUUGGUAUCUGUGCACUUUGUGGUUUUGGAUUGUGAUUGGGGAGCGAGGAAGAGCAAGCAUUGUUUGAACCAGUUUUUAUUUUGUGUUGUUAUUUAGAAUGGCUUCUGUAUCUGUGGUAUUUAUACAAUUAAACUUUUUGUCCAGUGAAACAGCAAGAGGAAUAGAAUAGCUUACAUCGAUCUCAGUGCUUUAAGAUUUAAUAAAAAAGAAUGACUUGCAGUUUGAGUACAUGAAAUCUAACUCAUAACGUGGGAUUAUGGUGGUGUUGAAUCAAAUCCCCAAACAGGAAUCCAUCCCUUUUUGUUCGACUUCAAACUGUUUAAUGUAGUUUGACUUGUAUCUCCUUAACUCUGUCAGUUUUCAAGGUAAGUCCCUUGGAAAUUCUUUUCCUCACCCAGCAGCAUAGCACAAGGAAAUUGGCGAAGAAUAAACUUCAUUAAUUUAAAAGAUUCGCAGUGCAUAGUCACUUUAUGAAACUGUUUAUUUUCUGUGUUUUUUUCUUCUCCCAAAGACCUGUUGAGUUUAUAGAAGGUGGGCUGGUACCUUUUUAGACAUUUUUGCACUGUAUUAAUAAUUGAACCUGUGUAAAUGUGUAUAAAAUCAUUUUGCAUGUAUAUGUAUAUAUGUACAUACCUAAUAAAUGGCUUUUUUUGU